AUGUCGAGCAAGAUCACUCUGGAGGAAGUGAAACAGCACGCCUCAGAAACCUCGGCCUGGGUCAUAAUUAAGGGUGAUGUGUACGAUGUCACAGAAUGGCUUGACGAACACCCUGGUGGUCGCAAGAUUUUGCUGAAGAACGUCGGAAAGGACGCAACGGACAAAUUUAUGAAUUUCCAUCCUGAUCAUGUACUUAAGGAAGUUGCACCAAAGUUCAAGAUUGGAACUCUUGUGGAUGCCAAGCUCUAA
Messenger RNA from Malassezia restricta, 249 nucleotides. RefSeq names its product cytochrome b5. The transcript has 2 exons. The record is from RefSeq and is a predicted model, not a curated record. Gene Ontology annotation, cellular component: endoplasmic reticulum membrane; intracellular membrane-bounded organelle. NCBI's taxonomy places the organism in Eukaryota, Fungi, Basidiomycota, Malasseziomycetes, Malasseziales, Malasseziaceae. Gene Ontology annotation, molecular function: heme binding. Bases 1 to 249 code for a protein of 82 amino acids.